Molecule: messenger RNA, 2532 nt
Organism: Acanthochromis polyacanthus (spiny chromis)
Lineage: Eukaryota; Metazoa; Chordata; Actinopteri; Pomacentridae
Exons: 4
Coding region: 268-1188 (306 amino acids)
Cellular component (GO): membrane
Source: RefSeq, a predicted model, not a curated record
GCUUCAGAGUGGACUGACAUCAGACAAAGCGGCUGAUUCAGACAAGCUGGUCAUGACUCGAUCUCCCUCCAGGAUCCUCUCUGCAGCUAUCCAGCUGUCAGCAGAGGACCGGAGGCUCUGCUUACCUGCAGCUUUCUCCGCCUCCUCUUCCGGGUAGGGUGGGGUAGUUUCUACCUGGACUCUGACAACACACAGGGCAAUGAUUUACUGAUUCACUCAUGACAUUGUACUUGGGUUAAAUAGCGUUUUCAUCGACCUCACACAGGUAUGAGCCAUCCGCCCCGUUCUAACAGGGGAUACCGGGAGACAUCCGGAGAUCACCGGGAGAGGAACGGAGAUCACCGGGAGAGGAACGGACACCACCGGGAGAGGAACGGAGAUCGCCGGCAGCCCCGCGAUGACCUACACUCAUCUUCGGACAGGUCCUCCUCCAGACCCCCAUACUACCCCCAUGAAGCUGACUACCCUCCCAAACAUAGCCGGGAGGUCCCUCGAGUAGAACACCAUGAAUCCAAAUGCACAAAUGCAUGCUCCAGGAGAGGCAUCGUGCUGAUCUGUGCUGUGCUGACCAAUGCCCUGGUUCUGAUCUGUGUGGUCGCAGCUCAGAUGGUCACAUCAGGCCUGUCUUCGAUGGCAGGGGCAGGUGGCUUCAACAUCAACUCUCAGUUCAACCUUCAGGGCACCGAGCUGCAGCAGGUACGAGACCUGGACAUGCAGUACAGCCAGAUGAGGGCGCCUGGCGUCUACGGUGGCAUCGCCUUCAGCCUCACCUUUGGGGUCCUCUCACUGCUGUUUGUGGUCGCUGGGACCAAACCUCCCCAUAUGAUGUCAUGGAAGCUCCUGUAUGGCGCGUUGGUGUUUCAGGCGGUGGGAGCCGUGGUUUAUGUGGUAGCUGUCGGCCUCUACCUGCACUUUGUGAUUGGGAUCAACUCCACCGAUGUGUGUAAGCAGCGAGAGAGGAUCUAUGCACGUAACGGCUACACCUGGAUGAACUGCGAUGUGGGCGGGGCGGAUGCAGCAGUGGCUCUGUUUGGGCUCAUCACUGCCAUCCUGUACACCGCCGGCACAGUGCUCACAGUACAGACCAUCCGAGGAGUGAAGCGCUACCUGCAGGAGCGAAAACGAAGAGAGACUGAGAGACUGCAGGCUCGACCCCACGCACAUAGGGCUGACACCACCGCUGUGUGAGGGAACUCAUGGGGGGGGGGACAUCUGCAGCCUGAGCCAGCUGUGUUAGGGUCAGACUUUAGUUUUGUGGUACCACAGAGCUGGUUCACUUUUAACAGAUCACCUAUGCUGUUCAGAGGAUCAGAUCAAAAUAUGAUCGACUACUGACCAGACAAGUCAUGAGAAAACUUAUUCCGGCAUUGUCCCCCUUAUAGAUGGACACAAAUCCUGUGUUUACAAUAGAGGGACAUGUGUUUUAUAGGUUUUUAUGCUACAGAGCCACUGAGACACCAGAGGGAUGAUUUUCUCUGUCCUAAUUUCGUGGUAUUUCCCAAAACAGGCAGCUCACAAACUCAUGAGUGGCGGCACAUUGCAGCUCAUGUAAACAUUAAAACCUGUGGAGGCUACUUAAAAGUUCUCUGUAGCGUUUCCUGAUUCACUGUAGCUGUGAUCAUGACUAAUGCUGUGACAUGUUUUAAUGAAUGAAACACUAAUUGAAGCUGUUCAUUCUCUGAAGAACAAAGAUCUAAUGCAGAGUCUAGUAGUGUUAAAGCUCUCUCUGCUAAUGCUAACUCAUGUGGACCUCUAAAGAGUCACCACAGCUGCAUCACACAUCUGUAGCUCACACCAUAUUCACACACAGUCCCAGCCUCAUACAGCUGUAGCCAGAGUGGCCAGAGAUGGACCUUUUUCUAUGAUUGGGGGGAAUGCAAAAAGUAUUAUAAGGCAAAAGUGGCUCUGUACUAUGAACAUCAUGUCAAAUAUAAUGGAAACGUUUUUGCAUGUGUCUGCACUGGGAUGAGAACAGGACCUCUACCACUGUUUAACACUAUAAUUAGUGAUGACUUUAGCUGCCUAUUAUUCAGCCCUCACAGUGUUGCUACAGCAACUCAGGAUUUCAUGUGGCUGUGAAUAUUUAAGCCUUUACACCUAACAGUGAGAUGAUAAGUGGAAAUAAAGUAGACCCACAGCUGUCGUUUAUCACAAAGACGAAUCCACACUCUUGUUUUUCAGCUCGUUCAAUUAGGAAUGCAAUGUAAUAUUUAGGCCUUUAACACACCUUUCUUCUUUGCUUUGACCUCACCUAUACUGUUUAUCUGUUUUAAAUUCUAGUUGUUUUUUUAAUGAGUGUCACUCCUGCAGUAAACAUGAGUGGAGUUAACUAAAGCAGCUGAUGAGCUCUGAUACUGGCUGUCCAGGAUCUUCAGUCUGAGCUUUAGUGAAGGACUGGAAAUGUUUGUAUGCUGUUUGACAGCUAUAUAAAUGUCUUAACAUGUAAACUCGUUAAUGAUGAAUGUUUUUAUAUCAGAGUGUGACUUAAUGAUGCAAAUUUUUGUCAAUUCGGAAUAAAUGUAAUACCAUAAA